This is a messenger RNA of Acyrthosiphon pisum (pea aphid), 1749 nucleotides long. RefSeq lists its product as uncharacterized. Lineage: Eukaryota; Metazoa; Arthropoda; Insecta; Hemiptera; Aphididae. Gene Ontology annotation, molecular function: nucleic acid binding. Gene Ontology annotation, biological process: DNA integration. The record is from RefSeq and is a predicted model, not a curated record. The transcript has 6 exons. The coding region runs from base 1 to 1749 and encodes 582 amino acids.
AUGACACAAGAAAUACAGGACAUAUACAUAGAUGAUAGUGGUAAUAUGCAAUUUGGUGAUUAUAUUUUGGAGGAAAGGACAGAAACAAAAGAACUUGAAGAGGAAAAUACAUUAACUCAAAUAUUAAAAAAGUUGGUUGAAAGAGAUUCUAGUAAACAAAAUUUAAAAUCAUUAUCAGAAAAAUGUAUGAUUGAACAGUAUCCAUAUAAGAAAGCAAAUGCAAACCAAUGGAUGGAAGCAUUUGAACAAGAAUGUGAACGUUUUUAUAUUACAGAAGGUGAAAGGAAAAUUGAAAUGCUCAGAUAUUUUUUGGAUAAAGCUACUUUGGACUGGUAUAACUCUAUGAUGAUGAAAGUAACAAUAAAGGCAGAAUGGAGUAUAUGGAAAAAAGGCUCCUUGGUAGAUUAUGCAGUAAAGAAAGAACGAAUUUUGUUAGAAGUAAGAAAAACAAUUGACUUAGGAACAUUAAUUGAUAUUAAAGCUGCUGGUCUACCAAAUAACAUUUUACAUAGGAUUGAAAGAGAAAGUUUAAAAGAAAUAGAAGAUCUAUUCAAUGAACUGAAUAAAUAUGAGUAUUUAACAAAGAAUAAAAACUUUAAGAGAGUACCGCAAGCUCAACCGUUCCCGUUAAUUGAAGAUUUGAUGGUAAAAACAAGAAAUUGUAAUUAUUUCUCAACAUUAGACAUCAAUUCAGCCUUCUGGUCGAUUCCACUACGAGUUGAAGAUAGGAAAAAAACUGGCUUUGUGACACAAGAAGGUCACUAUCAAUGGACUUGUCUACCAUUUGGCCUAAAGACCUCACCAGAAAUUUUCCAAAGGAUACUAAAAAAGGUCAAUGUUUCUUGUGGUCAGAAGAAUGUCAAAAUUCAUUUUGAAAAAGUAAAAGAAUUAUUAUGUACUCAACCAAUUCUGGAAAUAUUUGAUCGAGACUUGCCAAUAAAUAUCCAUACAGAUGCAUCUUUGCAAGGUGUCGGAACAAUUUUAAAACAAACGCAACCAGACGAUCACAAACCAUUGGAAAAUCUUAAUAUUAAAUCUCGAACAGAUGAAGAACUAGGAGAUUUAUGUUACUAUCUAUCACAGUACGAGUUUAAAAUAAAAUAUGCCCCAGGAAAAGGAAACCUAGAAGCUGCCUGUCUGAGUAGAAAUCCAGUAUUAGAAACAAACCAAAACGAAGAUGAACAGCUGAAACUUGUUAACUUGAUAAAAGUAGAAGACAUAACAGAUCAAGAAAAAAAUAAAAAUAUACAUGAAAACAUGUGCCACAUAGGGACCAAACAAAUGCAAAAAAAGAUUAAUCCAUUUUACACAGCAAGAAACCUAACAAAGAAUAUUAAAAGCAUAUGUAAAAGGUGUACAGUAUGCAUAAAGAAUAAAUCAAGGGGACAGGACAAAAUAGGAUUAAUGUCACAUUUGGGUCCGUCCACAAAACCAUUCGAAAUAGUCUCUAUAGACACAAUUGGAGGUUUUGGAGGUUCACGGUCCACAAAAAAGUACUUGCAUCUUUUAGUAGAUAACUUCACACGAUAUGCAUAUAUUGUAACAUCAAAGACUCAAAACGCAAAUGAUUUCAUUAAAUUAGUAAGAAAUAUCACUGAAAUAAAUAAUAUAGGUAUGAUUUUAACAGAUCAAUACCCAGGGAUCAAUUCAAAAGAGUUUAAAAAGUUUCUGGAUGAAUCAGCCAUACCAAUAAUUUUCACUGCAGUAAAUGCACCAUUCUCUAACAGUUUAAAUGAAAGAUUGAAUUAG